UAGAUUUGAACGGUUGUCCAACUCGGAAUUGCAACUCGGGCCUCUCAUUUUUUUUUUAAUGGGGUAAAAAACUCGGGUCUCUUUCUAGAAUUCCGACUUGAAGAUCACGGACGUCAUUAUUUGACCUCGUAUUUCCCCAGUUGUUUUGAACGCGGCAUCAGUAUGUUCAGAAACGCUAUGCCGCUACUUUCACUUUCUUCCUGUGAGCUGAAGGUGGAGGUGCAUCACCUUGACGAACACGAAUUAUAAUAGUUAUGCUAUAUAGCGAACUAGCUAUUAUAUUUUGCCCAGUUUUGACAGACACAAGGUUUUUCCCUAGAUAACAAACGGCUUAAAACAAAAAUGGCGGCAGAAGAACCUGAUGUUACUCCGCUAGAGGGAGAAGUCGAGGAGCUUGAAGAUGUAACAGAUGCCAAACCUGACCGAAAGGGAAGAUUCCUCCUCUUUGGAUUUAAGAAGAAUAAGGAUGGCAAGACGCGGGAGCAGGACUACUCCUCUGAAAGCCAUUACAGAAUCGUUUCACCAACAUUCCAGUAUAAGAUGAGCCACCAGCGAGUGGGCAAGUGCAUCAUAAUCAACAACAAGAACUUUGACGAAAAGACGGGGAUGAAUGUACGCAAUGGCACGGAUCGAGACGCAGGCGAACUGUUUAAGUGCUUUAAGAGCCUGGGCUUCGACGUCUGCAUCUACAACGACCAGACGUGUGAGAAGAUGGAGCGUCUUCUCCGAGAGGCCUCAGAGGAGGACCACAGCGACAGCUCCUGCUUUGCUUGCAUCCUGCUGAGUCACGGUGAGGAGGGUAUGAUCUAUGGCACUGACGGAGCCAUGCCCAUCAAGAGCAUGACCUCACUCUUCAGGGGUGACAUGUGCAAGAGUCUAGUGGGCAAGCCCAAACUCUUCUUCAUCCAGGCUUGUCGAGGUUCUGAGUUCGAUGAUGGCAUACAGACUGAUUCCGGGCCCCCCAAUGAUACCCUGGAAACGGAUGCAAAUCCCAGGCACAAGAUUCCUGUCGAGGCAGACUUCCUUUUUGCCUACUCCACCGUGCCAGGGUACUAUUCGUGGAGGAACCCUGGGCGCGGCUCCUGGUUUGUCCAGGCACUCUGCAACGUCCUCAAUGAGUUUGGUAAGCAGCUGGAGAUCAUGCAGAUCCUCACACGUGUCAACUACAUGGUAGCCACCAGCUUCGAGUCCUGGUCCGAGGACCCACGUUUCAGCGAGAAGAAGCAGAUCCCCUGCGUGGUCUCCAUGCUGACCAAGGAGCUGUAUUUUAACUGACCGUCAUUGACCACAGACUGAUGAGACUAACUAAACCACGCACUAACCGAGCGGUCUCAAAAUUCAGGGUUGAUCCAGGUCCAGCAGGAUGCUGCGCGGUUUGGGAGAGAAUGCCGUUUUGCACGUGUAGCGUAGCUGGGCACAAAACAAGCUCUCCAAAUAAAUUUCUACAGUGGCACGCUGCGUUCAUGUGUUGGUGGUGAUACUUGCCUCUUCAGGUUAUUCCUAGGAAUAAUGAUGUCACAUUUGAUCUGGUUUUUGUCAACAGGCUGUGUGAAAUAUCCAUGUUAUUUUACUGACCCGGGAAAUUUGCUGCCAGUUUUGUAGGGUUGUUAAAAGGUUAGAAAUCAGUUAUCUGAAAUCUGUAAUAUCUGAAAAUGUUCUUGUUCAUUUUCCAGCUUGUCCAAAUUUGGACAUGCGUACAAGCAUUUGAUUGAUUGGCCAAGAUCCCAGCUAACACUAUUUAUGCCUCAGGGCAUUUAUUUUAGUUUUGGAGGGAAGGGGGCAUUUCUUGACAUGAAGUAGAUUACUAGAGACAUUGGCCAUGUCCGAAAACUGGCUUGCCUACUACUCAAGCUGCAUACUGUGGUACUGAUAGUACUACAUACUAUUUAGAAUGCACUGUUCAGUAAAAAUAAAUGCAGUAAGCUACACAUAUCAGCAUACUAGGCUCAUCCUACUAAGAAUGCCUAAUCUAAUGCGCAAUUGCGUUGAGUCCUGCCAUUAUCAGCUGUUGUCAGACACGUGGGUCUCGAAAGACGGUUCUUCUUCUUGUGCAGCAAAUUCUGCUAGAUGAAAAGCUGAAAUAAGUAUGACAUCUUGGCAUUUUAAAGCGUACUAAAGUUCACAUAAUAUAAAACUAAACAUUUUUGGCAUACUCAACAUGCCUUCUAUUUAGAACGCAAGUAUGGGGAUUAUAAUCCCCAAGUGUUUGGGGAUUAUUUGCUGACAUUAUACAACCACACGGAAACCAGAUCAAACAAUCCCUGUAAGGAUCCUAGUUGGUUGGGAGAGCCACGUCUCAUUAAGUGUGUAAGGACAUCAGACUAUUAGAGGGGACUUGCUUAUCGCGGCAGCAUAAUAGUUGUCGAAGAAUGUAGGCUACACGGGUCAGUACCUUAUGAAAGAUCACGGCAAUAUGCUGAAUUUCAACUGAAUCAGGAGGGUAGCGGCUGGAAAAUGUACAAUUUACAUUUUUGGCUAUUUGUCUUAAUGUUUUUAUAAUAUCAUUAAUCCUAAAAAGGGAUUAGGUCUCACUCAAAGAGCAAUCACUUGUCAUAUGAUCCCAUGUAACAGAGGUAACAAAGUCAAGUACGAAUAAUUUAACUAUUCAUACCAAGAAUGCACUCCCAGCAGUGACUGUUAAAGAUUACAUUUUACUGUCAUCCUCAGGUUUCUUUGUGAGUGAGAUUUAUUUUUUGUGGAUUUUGAGUUUCACAAUUGCCAGGAAAGAGUGCUAAUCUGUUGCAUGAAAAAAAAAAAACGUUAUGUGUUUUUUGGUCAAGGGCACAGGAAAUGUUCCAUCAUACCACAAGCAAGGAGGAUUUGAGAUUUUGCCAGUUUAUAUGUACACACAUUAAUUCAUUAGGUUGAAGAUGAUGAAGCUUGUCAGUAAACUUUAUCCACUGGAGUCAAUGUAUUUAAAAUGAGUAUACAAAACAUUAAGAACACCUGCCCUUCCCGCGACAUAGACUGACCAGAUGAAAGCUAUGAUCCCUUACUGAUUAGUUAAAUCCACUUCAAUCAGUAUAUGUGAAGGGGAGGAGACGGGCUAAAGAAGAAUUUGUAAGCCUUGAGACAUAGAUUGUGCAUGUGUUCCAUUGAGAGGGUGAAUGGGCAAGACAAAAGAUUUAAGCACCUUUAAACGGGAUAUGGUAUUAGGUGCCUUUGCACCGGUUUGUGUGAAGAACUGCAACACUUCUGUUUUUUUUUACAAGAAUGGUCCACCACGCAAAGGACAUCCAGCCAACUGGACACAACUGUGGGAAGCAUUGGAGUCAACAUGGGCCAGUAUCCCUGUGGAACGCUUUCCACACCUUGUAGAGUCCAUGCCCCAAUAAACUGUUCUGAGGGCAACUCGGUAUUAGUAAGGUGUUCCUAAUGUUUGGUAUACCCAGUAUACAUGAUCAAUAUAUGGCUUGUUAUCAAUGUCUUCUUAUCAAUGGCCAAGGAUAAUGAAACUUUUCUUUUGAAAGGCCCCUUUAUGUUGGCCUACAAAUUCACUCAUUUCGUUGCUUGUAAAAAUGAUGUAUGCCUGAAUUUGUUUGUCAAAAUGGAGGAAGUCCAUGUGAUAAGUGAACUGAAUCUGGUCUCAAAGCACAAAUGACCACAUUGUUUCACUGUAUAUCAGUGUGGUACAUUGUCAGUUAUUACCACGGUUAAAGACACCUUGCAUUGUCCUUCAAUUAAAACAUCUAAUUCAUUAACAUUUUACAUACGUGAAAUGUAUGACAGUUUAUACAACUGAAACACAAAACGUUUGUUAAAUGUUAUUCUCAUGACAAUUGAUAAAUGGUUUGAGUGUCCAACAGUCACAUACAUUUGAUCAUUAAUACCUUCAAUUGACAGCACUUUGGUGGCCUUCAAAAGCACACAUACAUAUUUAAGGUCGUCAUGGCAUAUCCACUGCAUGUUUGUCCCAAAGUCAGAAAUACUCUGUCAUCUGCAGAGGCAGCUAUUACUGGUGGUGACAAGUGUUAUCAUUCACAAUUCAUAUGUCUCAAUUCGCACACUGCAUUCUUCCAAUGUUGCUGCAACGUUCAAUUUACAGGAUUGCUUCCAUAGUUUGCUAGUAACUUUGGGAAAACAUCCGGUGCUAGCUUCGCUAUUUCCCCCCCCCCAUCUUAGUUUUAUUGCAGUCUUUUUUGUUUUUACCUGAUUACACAAUACUUCUAUGAACCACAGUAGUGAACAGUAUGCUGGCGACUGAGUAGACAUUUUACACAUACCUGUCAAUCACACAGAUGGCACUCUUGAAUCCUCUCGACACAUGAAUCUCUUAUCAGUGAUGUAGUGCCCAUUCUGUAUUGAAAGGAGUGUUAGCUCCACUUGUUUUGGAAUGGAAUUUAAGGGAAAAAUCAUAUUUUUAGAAGUAAUAUUUUUUAAAUGCUUUCUGGUGUUAAAUGCUAUUGUCCACAUUAAUAUAUUAUAAAAGAUUUGGAAAAACAAAUAUAUAGUAUAGGGAGAUGAACCCCCCCACCACCCAAAAAAUGUUUUUAUUGUGAAUUUACUAAAUAUUGCCAUACUCUGCAGCCCCCUUUGAAUCUGGGGCAAUACAAUGUUUAAAUUACUUCACAUCAAAUGAAUGCCUAUCUUAACACACUUUUAUUGUAUUAAACAUGAAGAUUCUAUUGUGAAA
Messenger RNA from Oncorhynchus mykiss (rainbow trout), 4633 nucleotides. RefSeq names its product caspase 7, apoptosis-related cysteine peptidase (gene casp7). Lineage: Eukaryota; Metazoa; Chordata; Actinopteri; Salmoniformes; Salmonidae. The record is from RefSeq and is a predicted model, not a curated record. Gene Ontology annotation, biological process: proteolysis; apoptotic process; positive regulation of neuron apoptotic process. Gene Ontology annotation, cellular component: cytoplasm. Gene Ontology annotation, molecular function: cysteine-type endopeptidase activity.